GAGAGCAGAGCCAAGAUGGCGGCCGAGUUGGAGUACGAGUCGGUCCUGUGUGUGAAGCCCGACGUCAGCGUCUACCGGAUUCCGCCCCGGGCCUCCAACCGCGGUUACAGGGCAUCUGACUGGAAAUUAGAUCAGCCUGAUUGGACUGGUCGUCUCCGAAUCACUUCAAAAGGGAAAAUUGCUUAUAUCAAACUCGAGGAUAAAGUUUCAGGGGAGCUCUUUGCUCAGGCACCAGUAGAACAAUAUCCUGGUAUUGCUGUGGAGACAGUGACAGAUUCCAGCCGCUACUUUGUAAUCCGGAUUCAGGAUGGUACUGGGCGUAGUGCUUUCAUUGGCAUUGGCUUCACAGAUCGGGGUGAUGCCUUUGACUUCAAUGUCUCCUUGCAAGAUCACUUCAAGUGGGUAAAGCAGGAAUCUGAGAUUUCCAAAGAAUCUCAGGAAAUGGAUACUCGUCCCAAGUUGGAUCUCGGCUUCAAGGAAGGACAGACCAUCACGUUGAGUAUUGGGAACAUUACAACCAAGAAGGGAGCUGCUUCUAAGCCCAAGACUGCAGGGGCUGGGGGCCUAAGCUUACUCCCACCUCCACCUGGAGGCAAAAUCACUAUUCCCCCACCGUCCUCCUCAGUUGCCAUCAGCAAUCAUGUCACUCCACCACCCAUUCCAAAAUCUAACCAUGGAGGUAGUGAUGCAGAUAUCCUUUUAGAUUUGGAUUCUCCUGCUCCUGUCACGACGCCAGCACCAGCUCCAGUUUCUGCAAGCAGUGACUUGUGGGGAGACUUUAGCACUGCAUCUAGCUCUGUUCCAAACCAGGCACCACAGCCAUCCAACUGGGUCCAGUUCUGAAUAGCAUUGACAGGACAUUAAGGACAGACUUGAAGAAUAAAAAUGACCUUGAGGGCACCAAUCUGUGAGGGAAGUUGGGAACCCCUUCCCUCCCCAGAACCACAAUUACUGGACAAUCUUUUUCAUAGUUUCUCCAUUGCGUUCAAGCUGGUUUAUGUCACUCCCCUAUGUUGUUACAUGCUGUACAGCCAAGAAAGAAUUUCUUAUCUCCUGUUCACUGUCAAGGCAGAGGAAUAGUGGGUCUUAUCAUACUUGUGGCUGACUGUGCAGGGCUCAAAAGGCCAGGGUCUCUUUGAGGAGGAAAUGAUCUCUAAAAUUUUUUUCAAGCUUUUAAAUUCUUUAACUUAUUUCAGAAUCAUCUCAUGACCCUUGUGUGCCUCUUUGUGAAGCCCUAUUUAGCAAUUUCAGGGGAGAUAAAAACCUUGGAACUUCUUUUUCCAUUAACCCAAGACUCUAAAAAUGGACAGAGUGACCUUAGCGUUUACAAAUUCAGAAUUUUGAUAGGGAUAGGUAUGAAGAAAGACCUGUUUCCUGGGUCUCUGCUACAUAUCUUCCUUCAGUCUUAUCCUUUUGUGUGAACAUCCAGUGCUGGGUGUAGCUCCAGCAGCCUCGUGUUUACAUGUCUCUUCCUAUGAUAAGAGAGUUGUGUUGGUGGCACCUCCACUAUUCUUUUGUUUGUUGAAUAGUACAACAUCUUUGAUCAAUGAGUGUCUCUUGGAUGAAGAAGGUUCAAGGGGCUGUGUUUUCCAAGUUAUAUUCUAGAGAAGCGUUUACUUUCUUGCAGCUUCAUCUAGUUGCUGUGUUUGAAGCAUGGCAUUACUUUGUAUUUGCCCCAUUAUUUGACCUAAAGUUGAAGGAUUUAGAGUUUUUAACCUGAUUUGUAGAGCAGAGAGGUUGAAAGCAUUUAACUCUUGUUCAGUACCCAUAUUGCCUUGCUGCCUGGGUAUCUGGCCCCUUUCUGUAAACAUAUUUUUCAAUCCAUCUAGCUCUUCAGUAGAAAGCUGCUAUUACAUGUGUUGUCAUUUAUGAAGGAAGCUAGAGAGUCACAGCUUUAGCUGUGAUAGGUUUUGCCCAAGUGACGGCUUUGAUACCCAUCACCCAGGGUAUCUCAAAAGCAACUUGUUCUCCCACCACGUUUCCUUUUGCCCCACCAUUCCUUUUACAAUACUGUGAAGAGCUCCCUUUCUUAGAUGAAUGGGCACUAUCUAUUUUGUUUGUUAAAUGGGCAAUUUUGAGGGUGAAAUGGGUGGAUAUCGUUUCUUCCCUUAGCACCUAUUUGGUUGUGUACACUCUGGCUGAAGGAAAUCCUUGUAUUUCGUUUCAGAAUAUGUUCUCUCUCCUGGAUUUCCUUCUUGACUCUUUUUAACUUUGGGUCCAUUUUUUUUCAUUGCCUCUUGUUCUGUGCAGCUCUAUUCUUACAGAGCCAUGGCAGGACAUUUUAAAAUUCCAAUAGAAAACACUAAAAGGAAAGUCUAUGGAAUCACUAGUGACUAAUUACUGGGAACCUAUUUUCUCAAUCUUCCUCCAUGUUGUGUUCUUUGUAUUCUCAAGAUGAUAAUAUAUUAUGUAUUUGAAUUGCUGAAAAAUUGAAAAUGGAAGUUUAAGAUAUAUGUAUAUAAAGCGUAUGGUGUAUUGGUGCAAUAAUGGUAAUUAAAAAUAUGGAAAAAGG
Diceros bicornis minor is the source of this 2512-nucleotide messenger RNA. It is a transcript of the gene NECAP1, whose product is annotated as NECAP endocytosis associated 1. The record is from RefSeq and is a predicted model, not a curated record. Gene Ontology annotation, biological process: endocytosis. Bases 16 to 843 code for a protein of 275 amino acids. The transcript is spliced from 8 exons. Lineage: Eukaryota; Metazoa; Chordata; Mammalia; Perissodactyla; Rhinocerotidae. Gene Ontology annotation, cellular component: membrane; clathrin vesicle coat.